Molecule: messenger RNA, 2105 nt
Organism: Hyaena hyaena (striped hyena)
Lineage: Eukaryota; Metazoa; Chordata; Mammalia; Carnivora; Hyaenidae
Gene: DNASE1L1
Product: deoxyribonuclease 1 like 1
Exons: 8
Coding region: 216-1103 (295 amino acids)
Biological process (GO): DNA catabolic process
Cellular component (GO): nucleus
Molecular function (GO): DNA nuclease activity
Source: RefSeq, a predicted model, not a curated record
CCCGGACGGGUGGGUCGGGAAGGCUGCCUCUUCCUCUUUUCUCCUUUCUCCUCUCGGGUUCCUGCCCGGAGAGCCGCUGCGAUUCCCUAAGGGUGUUGCGAUCUGCUGAUCUGCCUGCGGCCGAGGCACGCGUGGAUCCAAGCUGGUCUGAGGAGAAGCAGAACUGAGCGUAGCUGGGAGUGCAGCCUGGGGGCCCCAGUGCCGCACACCUGGCCAUGCAUUACCCAGCGGUGCUGCUGCUUCUCCUGCCCGGCGGGGUCGAGGCCUUUCGCAUCUGUGCCUUCAAUGCCCAGCGACUGACGCUCACGAAGGCGGCCAGGGAACAUGUGAUGGACACGUUGGUCCGGAUCCUGCUUCGCUGUGACAUCAUGGUGCUGCAGGAGGUGGUGGACUCUACCGGCAGUGCUAUGUCCCUCCUGCUUCGAGAACUCAAUCGAUUUGAUGAGCCCGGGCCCUACAAUGUCCUGAGCAGCCCCUUGCUGGGGCGGAGCACAUACAUGGAGAAGUACGUGUACGUCUACCGAUCACACAAGACACAGGUCCUGGAUUCCUACGUGUACGAGGACGAGGAUGAUCUCUUUGCCCGGGAGCCCUUUGUGGCCCAGUUCACCUUCCCCAGCAAGGUCCUCCCCCGCCUGGUGCUGGUCCCGCUGCACACCACUCCAAAGGCCGUAGAGAAAGAGCUGAACGCCCUGUACGACGUGUUUCUGGACGUCUCCGAGCGCUGGCAGAGCAAGGACAUGAUCUUGCUUGGGGACUUCAAUGCUGACUGCGCCUCGCUGACCAAAAAGCGCUUGGGCGAGCUGGUGCUGCGGACUCAGGAGGGCUUCCAGUGGGUGAUCCCCGACGAGGAGGACACCACGGUGCGCGCCAGCACCCACUGCGCCUAUGACCGCAUCGUGCUGCAUGGCGAGCGCUGCCAGAGCCUGCUGCGCUCCGCGGCCGCCUUUGACUUCCCCAGGAGUUUCCGACUCACCGAGGAUGAGGCCCUCAACGUCAGUGACCACUACCCCGUGGAAGUGGAGCUGAGCCGAGCGGCGCGCAGGGCCCAGCCCCUUGGCCUGGCGGCCGCCCUGCUGCUGCUGCUGCUGCUGCUUCCCUAGCAGGGCCUGGGGGCCCGAGGCAGCCUGGGGCCUGCUGCCCACAGACGUGAGGACGGUGCUGCCUUCAGGACUCCAAUCCUGGUCUGUCUGCUCUGGGACUGCCCGGGGCCCAGACACCUGGAGGGUGCAACCGCAGCCCUCCUCCAUCUGACUGGAGCCCCACCCCAUGGGACUGCAGCUCUCCUCUGUCUCUUAGGUUUGGCUUGCAUUCUCUGAUUGGGCUCCUGGCUGGCAUUAGAAUGUAGAAGAGGAAGAAGGCAGGGAGGGGCCCGGAGGCUAGACCCGAGCCACUGUGCCCCCAGCUACUGUCAGGAGUGCGGACAGAGCAGGCUCUGGGGCAGGGGAAGGGGGAAAGAAAGCCCAGGUGAUUUUGGCUAAACUGCAGGGCUCAGAAAAGGGAAUCACAACAGACCCAGUGAUUUUAUUCUAUGACAAAUAGGAAACUUACACACUGAGAACAAAAAGCUAAAUUGUGGGGAUGUCACCUGUGUAGCUGAUACAUCAAAGGACCGUUUUCAUAGACUCCAGCAAAACAAGGAGCGAUAAGCAGUGUAGACACACACAGUAACUAGCAAAAAGAAAAUGUUUCAAACAGCCCCGAUGCUUGCUGUGCGUGCUGCCGAGCCCAAAUUUGUAGCCUUCUUGCAACCCAGCCUCACUCCACCCAGGGUCACUCCAGUGGCUGUCAGGGCUCCGGUUGUCCACAGGAAACAUCUGUAUGCAACACUUACUUUGUAACUCUAACAGUAACUGUGUACACGUUGUGCAGCUCAAGGGGCUGCCAGACAGGAUACACAGCAAAAUGCCAUCAAAGGACUCUAUUCAGGGUGUUGGUAUCACAGAACCUUUCCUUCUCCAGCCCCUUUCCAGAGUACAGAGCUCAGUAAAACCACCUAGCAGGGUAUCAGGGCACUUACGCACAAAUGUUUACAGUUGAGAACCACCUCAAGGUCAAAAAUAAAGGUGGGGCACCUGGGUGGCUCAGUUAAGCGUCUGACUGCA